Molecule: messenger RNA, 2709 nt
Organism: Brienomyrus brachyistius
Lineage: Eukaryota; Metazoa; Chordata; Actinopteri; Osteoglossiformes; Mormyridae
Gene: sytl1
Product: synaptotagmin-like 1
Exons: 15
Coding region: 318-1925 (535 amino acids)
Biological process (GO): intracellular protein transport; exocytosis
Cellular component (GO): exocytic vesicle; plasma membrane
Molecular function (GO): neurexin family protein binding; small GTPase binding
Source: RefSeq, a predicted model, not a curated record
CGGAGUUGCGGGGCGGGGCGCUGCGCCCAUGUCUACCUCAGGCAAAGUUAGCUUUUAACCCAGGCGGGGAGGGGGAGCCUCACCUGCGCUGCCCACCGACGCGUCCCGCAAACACCGGGCUGUCAGCAGUCGGGAUCGCUAAUAAAAGUUAUCGGACAUCUCUCCCUAAAGGCCUGGUGUGAACACUACAGGCGGCCUGCACUGUACACAGAGCCCUGCAUGCCAGCGGGGGGCACCGUCACGGCCUGCGUCAGUGUCCAGCGUCCCCGGCCACACGAGCCGGCUGACGUACAGGGCCUCUGGGGGGUCGUGCCGCCAUGGAGUGUGACGGGGGAUCGGAGCUGCCACUGGACCUCAGUUACCUGACGGAGGAGGAGCAGGCUGCCAUCCUGCAUGUGCUGGUGCGCGACUCGGAGCUGCGCAAUACAGAGGAGCGGCGUGUCAGGAAGCUGCAGCACAGUGCGCUGGAUCCCCAGCGGCUGAAGACCCUCACAGGCGGCUGGUUCAAGGAGCUGUGGUCCAAAAGGCACAAGAGGCUCGGCUCGGACAUCGUCCAGGCGUCCAUCCGGCGCAAGAAGAAGCCAAAUGAUGUUUCCCUGAGUGUGCUGCCCCUGUUUGAGAAGCCGCCGUCCCCAAAACCACUAAGGCUAAAUGGAGAGGAGGAAGCAGCCAAGUGCAGAAGUGCUGCAGAUCGUGUGAGCCCCACACCUGCCCCCAGAAGGAUGGGUGCCUCCAAGAGUCCCGAGAUGCUUAAUGGGUCUCCAGGUUCGACAGAGUGCGUCAGAGAACAGAGCGGACAGAAAGAGGAGACUGCAGUGGAGGAAUCGGCACUGCAGAACCCCUCCUUUCACCUGCAGGUGGAGUCUGAGAGAGACUCGGACUCCCUCUCCAGCACCGCUACCGACCUUGAGCCGAGCCGAAUCAGACCAGGCGAGUCAGUCUCCAGCCUGCACUCUAACCACACGCUAAGUGGCAGUAUGAUGAGCCUGUUCAGCUCCGGGGAGUUCGGAGCAGUGGAAGUGCAAGGCACCUUACAGUUCGCCCUAUACUAUGACACCAAAAAGGAGGAGUUUCAUGUACAAGUGUGUCGCUGCCAGGACCUUGCCCUCGCCCGCAAGAACCGAUCUGACCCGUACGUGAAGACCUACCUGCUCCCAGACAAGACGGCCCCCAGUAAGAAGAAGACCACUGUGAAGAAGAAAACGGUGAACCCUGUGUUCGAUGAGACUCUGAAAUACAAGAUAAAGAUGAUGGAACUGAAGGGAAGGACACUAAACUUAUCUGUGUGGCACCACGAUCCCCUGCGAAGGAACAUCUUCCUGGGGGAGGUGGAGGUGGCGCUGGCGGAGUGGGACUGGGGGCAGAAGGACGCGGUCUGGCAUCCUCUGAUGCCGCGGGUCCAACUGUCUCAGGACUCUGUGCCCAGCCGCGGCACCCUCAUGCUGUCCAUGAAAUAUGUUCCAGCUGGAUCUGAAGGUCACGGCAUGCCAGUGACAGGAGAACUGCACAUCUGGUUAAGGGAGGCGCAGGGACUUAUACCCAUCAAAGGGGGCACUGUAGACUCUUUUAUUAAAAGUUUUAUUUUACCAGAUGAGAGUCGCUCCAGCCGGCAGAAAACCCGUGUAGUGAAGCGCACAGUCAGCCCCACAUUCAACCACACCAUGGUCUACGACGGCUUCCUUGUCUCAGACCUGAAUGAAGCCUGUGCUGAAAUUACCCUGUGGGAGAAGGAUUCCCUGUCCUCCCGGCAGCUUGGGGGCGUGAGACUAAGCACAGGUUCCGGCCAAAGCUAUGGACAGCCUGUGGUGUGGAUGGACUCCACUGAAGAGGAGAUCAGUGUGUGGACCACCAUGAUCCAGCACCCCAAUACCUGGGUGGAUGCUACUCUGCCCCUGAGAACUGACCUGACCCCCCGUAAAGAGUAACACCCCCAUGUGGGGGCACAGACAGGACAGGAGCAGGUGGAGGGAGGGGCUGGGGGCCAGGUUCAGAUGGACUAAAGGCUGAGAUGGUGUUCUCUGAAUGAGGGAAGGUGUGUGUGUGGCAGGCCAGUGUUUCUGCAACAAAGCUGGCUGGGUGGAUGUAGGAAGGACAGCCCCCUGCUACAAAGAUAUUAUUUUAUAUUAAAGGGUGCCUGGCUCUGCUAGUCGAUCCUGACUGUGCCUUUUUUAAACUACCGCUUGUAGUCUUAGUGUCUAUGUGAACAAAUCUAUUCCCUGUGUAUCUGCUCUUUGGGGGGCAGGUUCCGUGGGGGCGGGGCUUGCCUGGGCAAAGCACAUUUCAAGGUGUUUAUUAAUAAGGAGCUGGACUUUGGAUCAGCAGGUGAAAUGUUCAAAUCACAGAAAUGGGAUAAAGGGGUGUAUUCAUAAACAGUAAUAAAUAUGACUCUAUAUCUCUCUCAGAAUGCUAUGAAGUAAAUGAGAACAGCAAACUGCAUUUGAUUUCACCCCACAUUUUAGCUAGAUCAGGCUGAUGUAAUUUUAGUGGUAUAUUAGUUAGCUUAUGACCAUUACACUGCACCUACGGCAGAAGAUGCGAAGCAGUGAGUCAUAUAAGGAGAGCCAGUGUGAGUGUGAGAGGCAGCAAACACUCCCACUGCAGUAUUCAGUGUAUGUUCUUAGGGAACAUCAUGGAAAGUGGUUACAAAUUUGUGUGCAAGUCAUGACAGUCCUGUUUAUGUUGGUCAAGAAUUAAAAGUUCAUGACCAUA